Molecule: messenger RNA, 1626 nt
Organism: Hydra vulgaris (swiftwater hydra)
Lineage: Eukaryota; Metazoa; Cnidaria; Hydrozoa; Anthoathecata; Hydridae
Source: RefSeq, a predicted model, not a curated record
AUGAUAUGUUUAGACUUGCAGCCAUACUGUAUUGUUGAAGAUAAAGGUUUUACCCGACUUUUAAAGAAUUUAGCUCCAAACUAUACAAUACCUAGUCGAAAGUAUUUCUCCACAAAAGUCAUUCCACUGAUGUAUGAAACCAUAAAAGCCAAAGUAAAAUAUGAGCUUGAUCAAGCAGAUUUCUUAAGUUUAACUAGUGAUGGUUGGACCUGUCAGCACACAAUUCAAUCGUAUUACAGUUUAACAGCUAGAUUUGUAACGCAUGAGUUUACAGUUAAACAUGUCAUCUUACAAGUUACACACUUCCCUGAGUCGCACACAGGGCACAAUAUAAGUAAAUUCAUAAAUGAAGCGCUACAAUCAUGGGAAAUUCCCCAUGAAAAAAUUCAUGCAGUUUUAAGUGAUAAUGCAGCCAAUGUAAUGGCUGUCAUUAAAGAGUCAAAUUUAGGCGAUAAACAUCUUCCAUGUCUGAUACAUACUUUACAACUUUGUAUUCAGAAAAAGAUUUUUAGAGAACAAAGAACAGCAAGUGAUACAAUAGCUGUUUUUCGAGCAUUAGCAGGACAUUUCCACCACUCAUCUAGUGCUGUGGCUAAACUAAAGGAAAUUCAAAGUCAACUAAAAUUGCCAGAGCAUAACAUAAUUCAAGAUGUUUCCACAAGAUGGAAUUCGACAUACUAUAUGCUUGAAAGGUUCAUUGAGCAGAAAAAAGCUAUUACAUUGUAUUGCAUUACCAGAAAUCAAGCAAAUGCAAAAAAUCCUACGGAAAAUCAAUGGCAACUUGCUGAAAUGCUUGUAUGCAUAUUAAAACACUUCGAAAGUACUACAAAAGACAUGAGUAAAGAAACGGUAUGUAUAUCAGAGAUUAUACCGUUUAUCUAUGCAAUGGAAAAGUUUCUAGACUACGCUUGUGACACGGCAACUGAAAUAAAAACUGUUGUUGAUGAACUUAAGAAAGAUUUUAACUGUCGUUUUCAAAAAUACAAGGAUAAUGUUGAUUUAAAAAUCGCGAUGAUGCUUGAUCCUCGUUUCAAGUUAAAGUUUGUUGAAGACAAGAAUCAUAAUAUGUUUAAAGAAAUACUCCAUUUAGAGUUCUACCGUUUUUGUUCCAAAUCUCAUUUAGAACAAGUAAAAGAAAUUGAAUUUGGUGUAGCAAGAGGUAGUGGAUCAGACUCAGAAGAAUCAUUAAGUUCAUUUUCAGAAUCUAAAAUUCAUGAGUCCGACUCAGAUUUUGAUGGCCAUGGCUCUCCAUUAAAAAAAAAAAACUAAUGAGCAUGGACAUAUAUAGCUUGUUCCACCAAAUCGGUGCAAAUGAGUAUGCUCUACAAAAUUUAGAAAAUUCUGACGGACGGAGAAAAAAGAAAAAAAACACUAGUUCAAUGGGAAAAACUCUAACUGUCAAAGAAAAAUGCACCGAUGAAGUCAACUUCUACUUGAGCCUUCCAAUACUGCCAAAGAAUGAAUGCCCUUAUAAGUGGUGGAGUGCAUACCGUUACACUUCCUCUGAUAAAGAUACUUACAAGUUGAAUUUGUCAAAGUUUUCAAAGAAAGUUUUGUGCGCGCCUCCUUCAUCUGUAAAAAGUAAACGUUUAUUUAGCACAUCUGGAAACAUAUUUGAAGCAAAAA